AUGAAGGCCUACCUUCUUUACCUAUCCUUCUUGUCGUGCCUACCGUUGGUGUAUGGCCUAUACGACGACGUUCCCGAUUGCGCAUUCACGAACUCGACAUGUCUCUGCGAGGACAUGAAUUACAACAUGGCCGUGAUCCAUUGUGUUCGGCUUCAGUGCAGUGUGCAGCAAGCUCUCUACACGAAGAAUCAGACAUGGCAUGAAUGCGGUUUCGAAUAUCAUGACGAAGGUGUCUCAAUCGCAUGGGUUCCGUCAUUUCUAUUCGGACUCGUGACCCUCUUCUUUGCCAUGCGGCUGGCAACGAAAUGGAUGGGUCUGUCGACAUGGGGAUUGGACGAUUCGACAAUUACCUUUGCCUAUGUAAUGAUGAUUGCUUUCUUGGUCGCCACGCAUCUUGGAAGACAAGAAGGGUUCGGAAAGGAUAUUUGGACCCUGACGGUGGAUCAAAUCACGUCAUUCAUAAGGGGCUUUUUCGCCUUUGAGAUGGUAUACUACGUGACCCUCGCCACCAUCAAAGCCUCGAUCCUCUUUCUUUAUCUACGCAUCUUCGGCGCUCUUACCGAAACUUUCCGCCAAAUCCUCUGGGGGACGCACAUAUUCAACGUCAUCGUAUGCGUCACCUUCGUCGUCGUCAAUUUCAACCAGUGCAAGCCCCUCAGCUAUUUCUGGUAUGGGUGGGAUGGCAAACAUUCUGGGCAUUGCAUCGAUCUAUCAGCCAUGGCUCUUUCCCAUGCGGCAAUCAACAUAGCUCUCGAUCUCUGGAUGCUGGUUUUACCAUUGACCCAAAUCUACAGGCUCAACCUACAGAAGAGACAGAAAGCUGGCAUCAUGUCCAUGUUUGGUAUGGGGAUCUUUAUCACCAUCGUCAGCGCUGUUCGCUUGCGCAGCGUAGCGCAAUUUAACAAAUCAUGGAACCCAACCUACGACUUCUUUGGCCUAGCGCUCUGGUCCCACAUUGAGCUUUGCGUAGGAACGAUUGUGGCAUGCAUGCCGGCAGCCCGAGCCCUCGUCCGACGACUCUUCCCUGAGCUGCUCUAUGUCGCCAACAUAUCUACAAACAGGACUUCCACUAGGGCCUCCGGCAACGUCAAGAUUGUGUCCCAGGAUAUUGCAACCAUUGCCACAGAUGACUUGGCCGAGAGUUCGACCGCCAAUUCCACAAAGAAGGACUCGCUCGCCACCCUUACACCCGAUCGCGUGCCGCUGAGGCGACUUACGACCAGCGACAGCUUGCUACAAAUCUUACCCAGUGAGGCGGAUCAAUCGUUGUAUGGAGGGUCACUGAAAGGAAGCAAGCUCAGUGAUUGGUAA
Messenger RNA from Colletotrichum orchidophilum, 1311 nucleotides. Its product is annotated as CFEM domain-containing protein. Lineage: Eukaryota; Fungi; Ascomycota; Sordariomycetes; Glomerellales; Glomerellaceae. The transcript has 8 exons. The coding region runs from base 1 to 1311 and encodes 436 amino acids. The record is from RefSeq and is a predicted model, not a curated record.